UGUAAAAGGUACCAUUUAUAACAUAUAAAAGCAGAUAUAACAUUAUGUCAUCGGCCACAGCAUCCUCUGCUUUUGUGAGGAAAUUAGCAUCCAACGACAAGAAAACCAGAGAUGGAGCAUUAGAAUCAUUAAGAAGAUAUUUAGCAUCAAAAUCUACUAGUAAACAUAAUAAAAUAUCAUUAUUAGAUUAUGAAAAAUUAUGGAAAGGAUUAUAUUUCUCUAUGUGGUAUUGUGAUAGAGCACCAGCUCAAGAAAGACUUAGUGAAAGUCUUGGGAAAUUAUAUUCAGAAAAUAUUAAUGAUCAUAGUAAUUUUAAUCUUUUUGUUAAAGCAUUCUUUCAAAUAAUGAUUUUACAAUGGCCAAGUAUUGAUCAAUGGAGAAUUGAUAAAUAUUAUUUAUUAAUUAGAAGAGUUUUAAGACAUAAUUUUAAAUAUUUAAAAUCUCAAAAUUGGGAUAAUAAACUUAUACAAGGUUGGCUUUUAGUUUUAAAUGAAGGAAUAUUAAGUGGUGAUAAAUCAAUUCCUAUGGCAUUACCAUAUCAUUUAUGUGAUAUUUUUAUUGAAGAAUUAGAAUUAGUUAUAUUUGAAGAUUUACAAGAAGAAGAAUUAAAUAAGGAUGAUAAAGAUUAUCUUGAAAAAUAUCAAGCAUUAAUUAAAACUAAAAUUGAUAUAUGCUCUAAUAUACCAAUUAAAGAUUUAAUUUCACCAUUUGCAAGAUUAAAUAAAGAGGCUGCAUUAAAGACAUUAAGAGAAAAAUGUAAGGAAGAUGUAUUAGAUGAUGAAAGAUUAAUAACUUGGGGUGUAGUAGAAGAUGAAGAUGAUGAAGAUGAAGAUGAUGAAGAUGAAGAUGAAGACAAUGAAGAAGAAGGAAAACGAGGAGAAAAUGAUGAUGAUGAAGAAGAUGAAGAUGAAUGGAAGGGUUUUUAAGCUAACUCAUCAUAUAUAGAAUACACUAUAAUUUAGUAAUAUAGACCUUAACUUUAAUCUUGUAUAUUUGUAUAUUAAUAAAUUGCAUUAACUUGAAAAAAUGUGUGGGAUAUCAAUCGCAAUUUUUCACUAACACAAUAAACUAA
Messenger RNA from Scheffersomyces amazonensis, 1072 nucleotides. RefSeq lists its product as uncharacterized. The coding region runs from base 45 to 926 and encodes 293 amino acids. The transcript has a single exon. Lineage: Eukaryota; Fungi; Ascomycota; Pichiomycetes; Serinales; Debaryomycetaceae. Gene Ontology annotation, cellular component: nucleus; preribosome, small subunit precursor. The record is from RefSeq and is a predicted model, not a curated record. Gene Ontology annotation, biological process: rRNA processing.